Messenger RNA from Notolabrus celidotus (New Zealand spotty), 5261 nucleotides. Its product is annotated as A disintegrin and metalloproteinase with thrombospondin motifs 16. The transcript is spliced from 24 exons. The coding region runs from base 1 to 3897 and encodes 1298 amino acids. Lineage: Eukaryota; Metazoa; Chordata; Actinopteri; Labriformes; Labridae. Gene Ontology annotation, cellular component: extracellular matrix. Gene Ontology annotation, biological process: extracellular matrix organization; proteolysis. The record is from RefSeq and is a predicted model, not a curated record. Gene Ontology annotation, molecular function: metalloendopeptidase activity.
AUGGCUUUUUCGUGGAGUUGUGCAGAAUGGAGAAUCUGGACUCAGCUGUUCUUCGUUUUUCAUUUCUUUUGCUAUAUCACAUUAAGCAAGAGCGUGUCUUUCAAUGAUGGUGCUGAUAGUGUUGAAUCUCAACUAGAAGCAUCUCUGUUGCUGCGAGCUCUCAAUUUACCUCAACACACAGAAUAUGAGAUUGUAUCUCCAUAUGAGGUCAACAACCAAGGCGUUUACAUCUCUCAUGAAGUCGCCCACCACCACCGGAGAAGAAGACGCUCUUUGACUUCAGACAGCAGCAGCAGCAGUAGUGAAACUGUCCACUUCCAGCUGAGCGGCUUGGGGCAGGACUUCCACGUGGAACUGAAGGAGGCCUCAGAAAUCCUGAUCGCACCUGGCUUCACCGUCCAGGUCCUGGGAAAGAAUGGCACCAAGAGCCUGAGGGCCUACCACCAGGACGACCUGUGCUUUUACCAGGGGUCACUGAGGUCAAGGGUCAACUCCUCUGUGGCACUGUCCACAUGCAUGGGGAUGUCAGGUUUGAUCAGAACACAGGAUGCAGACUACCUCCUCAGACCUGUGCCUCGCAGCCUUGCUGAGACCGAGAACUUCACAGCACCCUCCAGCCACCAGCCACACAUCCUCUACAAGAGCGAGAGGGGGUCCCCCAUGAGUCAUGAGCCCACAGUGCUUCAGAGGAGAUCCACAGAUUCAACUCAUCACGAAUCACAAGGACACUCGGUCUCCAAGAGAUCCACAAACUCUAAAACAGACACCAACUACAACACAGUUAAUGAAGAGCAGCAAAAGCAGCACCAUGGAAACAAUAACGACAACAGACACAGGGACCAGGUGGAGCAUCACCGCCACGGCCAUCAGCAUGACGAUGAGUACAGACACGGAGAGAGGCAGAGGCAACACUUCUGCGGGAGAAGGAAGAAAUACAUGCCCAAACCUCCAGAAGGGGAUGUCUUUACUCUUCCAGAUGAGUACAAAUUCAUCCCCAGGAACAAAAGAGCUGUGCUGAUGAAGAACCAGGCUGACCGGGGGCUCAACGUGGAGAUGCUGGUGGUGGUGGACAAAAAGAUGAUGGACAACCAUGGUCAUGAGAACAUCACCACAUACGUUCUUACUGUGCUUAAUAUGGUCUCCAGUCUUUUCAAAGAUGGCACCAUUGGAGGAAACAUCAACAUAGUGAUAGUGGGCCUCGUGCUUCUGGAUGAAGAGCAGGAUGGCUUAGUGAUCAACCACCAUGCAGACCACACACUGAACAGCUUCUGUCACUGGCAGUCUACGCUGGGAGGCAGGGAGGGCCGGCACCACGACCACGCCAUCCUCCUCACAGGGCUCGACAUCUGCUCAUGGAAGAAUGAACCCUGUGACACUCUCGGAUUUGCUCCAAUAAGUGGGAUGUGCAGCAAGUACCGGAGCUGUACCAUAAAUGAGGACACAGGCCUGGGUCUGGCAUUCACCAUUGCACAUGAAUCCGGACACAAUUUUGGAAUGGUCCACGACGGUGAAGGAAAUGUUUGUAAGAAAUCAGAGGGCAACAUCAUGUCGCCAACAUUAGCCGGGCACAAUGGCGUUUUCUCAUGGUCUGCCUGCAGCCGCCAGUACCUCAGCCGCUUCCUCAAUUCUGCCCAGGCUCUGUGUUUAUCAGAUGAACCCCGAGCAGUAAAGGAGUAUCAGUACCCCGAGAAGCUGCCCGGUGAGCUGUACGAUGCAGACACACAGUGUAAAUGGCAAUUUGGAGAGAAGGCAAAGCUCUGCACCCUCGACUUUAAGAAGGAUAUCUGCAAGGCUCUGUGGUGCCACCGUGUUGGGAGAAAGUGUGAGACCAAGUUCAUGCCAGCUGCUGAAGGCUCUGCCUGUGGACCUGAUAUGUGGUGUCGCAGGGGACAGUGCGUGAAACAGGGUGACGAAGGCCCGAGGCCCCUGCAUGGACACUGGUCAGAGUGGUCAUCCUGGUCUGUCUGCUCACGAAGCUGUGAGAGCGGAGUCACCUAUCGGGAGAGGCAGUGCAACAACCCCAGACCUGCAUUUGGAGGGAAGUUCUGUGACGGAUCCACCAGGUCGUACAAACUUUGUAACACUCAGGAUUGCCCCACCAACACUCCAGACUACAGAGCGCAGCAGUGUGCAGAGUUCAACAGCAAACAGUUCAGAGGAUGGUACUACACCUGGAGGCCCUACACCAGAGUGGAUGAUCAAGAUGUGUGUAAGCUGUACUGCUUUGCUGAAGGCUAUGAUUUCUUCUUUGCGCUGGCCAGCAAAGUAAAGGACGGGACACUCUGCUCACAGGACAGCUCUAACGUCUGUAUUGACGGACUGUGUGAGAGAGUGGGCUGUGACCGGGUGUUGGGCUCCUCAGCUGUGCCUGAUGCUUGUGGUGUGUGUAAAGGAGACAAUUCCACCUGCAAGAUCUACAAGGGACAGUAUGCAAAGCAGCAUUACACUAACCAGUAUUAUGGGGUGGUAACCAUCCCAGCUGGCGCUCGGAGUAUCCGAGUGAUGGAGCUGAAUACGUCCAGCUCCUACCUGGCUGUCAGGGACUCCCAGAGACGUUACCACUUGAACGGACAAUGGACGGUGGACUGGCCAGGCAGACACCCCAUUGCUGGAGCCAUUUUUGAGUACAAGAGACCGUACAACAGACCAGAGAGCCUCAUAUCAAGCGGCCCAACCAAUGAGACGCUGAUCAUAGAGAUAUUGUUGCAGGGCUGGAACCCAGGUGUACGUUGGGAAUACACUCUGAAAAAAGCAGAUGAGAAAAGAAAUCACAUCAAACACAAUUAUACAUGGGCCAUCGUACGCUCCCAGUGUUCAGCCACCUGUGCCAGAGGCCAGAUGAACACCAAGCCAGCAUGCUACAAAGACUUGAGAGUUCAAGUGAAUACUUCCUACUGUAAUCCCAAAACAAGACCAGCCACUGGAGUGAUGCCCUGCAACACCCAACCAUGUCCUGCCAGCUGGUCUGAAGGAGAGUGGGGGGCGUGCAGCCGGAGCUGUGGAGGAGGGGAGCAGACGCGGCAGGUCCAGUGCAUCCAGAGAACCAGCCAGACCAACGUAAACACCCGGGCUGACUCUGACUGUGUCCAGCCUGUCCCAGUCAGGAGGCAAGCCUGCAACGCACACAGCUGUCCACCAGUCUGGACCACUGGGCCGUGGUCUCAGUGUUCUCGAAAGUGUGGCAACGGCUUGAGGAAGAGGACGGUGUUGUGUACGAGCACCAACCCUGGUGCCCAGAAACAAACACUGCAAGACAGUGUGUGUGCCGGCCUGCAGAAACCUGCAAGUCAAGAAUCCUGUUUCAUCAAACGCUGCCAGAAACAACGCAAAGUCCAGUGGUUUGUCUCCACCUGGCAAGAGUGCUCAGUUACAUGUGGCCGUGGCUAUCAGGCACGCUUUAUCAAGUGUGCAGAGAAGGACGCCGCGGGAAAAUACAGAGAGCUCGCUGCCAAGAAGUGCCACCACGUCCCCAAACCUACAGUGGAGCUCCAGAGGUCCUGUGUCAUGGCAGAUUGCCCCAUUCGCACAACUCCAGCAGUCCACCGAUGGAGCACACAUCAUCGCACCUAUGCACCACAGCCUCUCCCUCAACCUCCAGCGCAGCCAGAGUGGCACUCCUCUCCUUGGUCUCAGUGCACGGUGACAUGUGGAGGAGGAGUGCAGGCCAGGACGGUCCAAUGUCUGAUCCAAGGGAGACCCUCUCCUGGCUGUUCCCUCCAUCUCAAACCUGCCAUGUCCCAGGCCUGCAACACCAACUUCUGCCCACAGCCUGAGAAGAAAGAUGCUGCCUGCAGGGAUUACUUCAACUGGUGCUACCUGGUGCCCCAGCAUGGAGUCUGCAACCACAAGUUCUAUGGCAAGCAGUGCUGCCAGUCCUGUUCUAAUUCAAACCUAUAAUCCUAAAGAGUGAGUCUGUCUGGGAUACAGACAGACCAGCAGUUAGAAAGACAUGUAAGAAGCUGGAGCUUGAAAGGACAGUGUUUUUGCUUUGAGCGUUUGGCGAGCACUGAAAACAAAAGACAUUUCAAUGGAAGUGCAAAAAAAAAGAGAGUUGCAGUGCCCUUUCUUCUCCCUGCGAUGCCGGACAUCUGGAUACAAGAACUUGAUGUUUACAGCACUACACAAGAAUGUGAUCAGGACAGUACAAAUACAGGAGAGACUUAUGAGGAGGAACGGGUAAAUUGGGAUUCUUGAUUAAAGCGAAGAGGACUGGCAAUUCCAAAAGAAACAGAAAACCUGAAAAAGCCCAGCUUUGUUUAUAUACUGUUUGUAUUUGAACAGAUCUGUACCCAGGACACCCAACAUCAACCAGUCAUCCAAAGACCAAAGAUGACAGGCUAAGAGAGAAAAACACUUGACGAGGUUUCCGGCACUGCUACGCUACAUCAUGUGACACGCCCUGCUCUGCAAGCUAAUUCUUAAUCAACUGGAAAUCCAGGGUGUGAUAACUGAGAAGGAUUUCAAAGGAACAAUAAAAAGACAUUAUUUUAAUCCAAGCCUUGAUACAAAACAGACCAGUAAUAAUCAAAGUGGGCUUCCUCAAUAGCUGGACAAUAACAGGAAGCUUUGCGCUGUUAUGUAAAAAAUAAAGAAUUUAAAAAAUGUAUCAAACAUGAGAGAACUUCUCUGAGACGGGUCAAGGCUGUAUGAACUGUCAUACUAAUCGGUGCUAUAACAUUGUGUCACAUUAAAAGUGUGAAAUUCACAAGUUUCAGGAAGGAUAAAUGAAUAGUGUGACCUGUGUACAGUAUUGUAUGUUUUAUUUAUUGGCUUUACGAUACAGCGUUGCUGGAAGACUGUAUUAAUGAGCAGUACAGCUGUGUCCUUUGUUAUGCUACCCUAAGCUCGAUACCUUUAUAUUUUGUACUAUGUGUCUUUGAUUUCAUGCUGACAAAAUUCACCUUUUUUUAUUCAAACAUGUAUUUUAAGACUGAAGAAAGAAAAUCUGUGAUGUCAAAAGCCCAUUUUAGCAAUACCAAUAUUGAUUGAUCAGCCAAUAACAAAUAAGGAUUAUAAGCAUACUGUUUGAGGCUGAAGAGUCAGUGCUUCAUUUCUACAUCACCUUGUCCUACCAAGUCACGUGUUUCAAGCAUUGUGGUGCCACAGUAACACAGCACAGAACUGGUGAUGGUUUCAAAGCAAUCAGAGAUGAUGGUUGAUGUUGUUUUAUUGCAAUUAUUUGAGUGUAUGUGAAAAAAAACAAUAAAGAACUGUGAGUCAUGUCAGCAACUGAGUGGCAUGUAUCUCAUCAUCUUCUUCCA